AUGCAGGCGUCACUCCUGCAAGAUCCCCUCAACAUGAACGCAUCACUCCUGCAAGAUCCCCUCAACAUGCACGCGUCACUCCUGCAAGAUCCCCUCAACAUGCACGCAUCACUCCUGCAAGAUCCCCUCAACAUGCAGGCGUCACUCCUGCAAGAUCCCCUCAACAUGCACGCAUCACUCCUGCAAGAUCCCCUCAACAUGCACGCGUCACUCCUGCAAGAUCCCCUCAACAUGCACGCGUCACUCCUGCAAGAUCCCCUCAACAUGCACGCAUCACUCCUGCAAGAUCCCCUCAACAUGCACGCGUCACUCCUGCAAGAUCCCCUCAACAUGCACGCAUCACUCCUGCAAGAUCCCCUCAACAUGCACGCGUCACUCCUGCAAGAUCCCCUCAACAUGCACGCGUCACUCCUGCAAGAUCCCCUCAACAUGCACGCAUCACUCCUGCAAGAGCCCCUCAACAUGCACGCGUCACUCCUGCAAGAGCCCCUCAACAUGCACGCGUCACUCCUGCAAGAUCCCCUCAACAUGCACGCGUCACUCCUGCAAGAUCCCUUCAACACACUGCUUUUUAUCCCCAACCACACAACAACGAUCCUCAGUGACCACUAA
Procambarus clarkii (red swamp crayfish) is the source of this 612-nucleotide messenger RNA. NCBI's taxonomy places the organism in Eukaryota, Metazoa, Arthropoda, Malacostraca, Decapoda, Cambaridae. The record is from RefSeq and is a predicted model, not a curated record.